Messenger RNA from Sphaerulina musiva SO2202, 5306 nucleotides. RefSeq names its product RhoGAP-domain-containing protein. NCBI's taxonomy places the organism in Eukaryota, Fungi, Ascomycota, Dothideomycetes, Mycosphaerellales, Mycosphaerellaceae. The coding region runs from base 320 to 4729 and encodes 1469 amino acids. Gene Ontology annotation, cellular component: cytoplasm. Gene Ontology annotation, molecular function: phosphatidylinositol binding. Gene Ontology annotation, biological process: regulation of GTPase activity; signal transduction. The transcript is spliced from 2 exons. The record is from RefSeq and is a predicted model, not a curated record.
GACCUUCACUUUCUCCCCUCAGACGACCACCACCACCAACAUCACCACCACCACCACCAGGUCGGUCUUGGACCACCGACAACCACUGCGCGCCCAACAGAUGCCCUCACGUCCGUCCCGCGGCAUCCGGUAUGCAUUGAUCGAGUGCACUGUGCAGUGACAGACGCGCUAUCACCGCUGCCGCACCUACCUGGUUGUAUAGGCGCCGCACAUGAUCUCCGAAAGCUGACUGGCCAGUAGUCGCUCUGCGCUUCCAUCCUAGUCACAACCUCCUCCCUCGCAGCGCCCAAUUCGGCGUCGGGGAGGUGACGAGCUUCUUAUGGCAGCACCCUUGCAGUGGCCGGCCGCUGCAUCCACCGCCUCUGUCACAACUACUGGCUCUGUUACUGGCACGCAUGGGCCAACCAUCUCGGACUCGUUGCAACAUUCACACGCCUCACGAGAGCCAGCAAACGGGCUGCAGAGCGUGCGGCAGAAAACGAUAUCCUCGCCCUUAAUCUCACCCGCGAGCUCACGAGGCCACCACCAGCAGCCGCAUCAGCAAUCGCCUAUCACGCAGGCAGCACCCUCCCUUUCGGUCCGCAAACCCAAUCCGGCGAAGAAAGUCGUCAGGGGAAAUGAUGAUGAGCUGCACCAAGCCAUCACACGCGAGGCUGUAACGGAAGAACAGCGGUCCAUAGGCCAGGUUCAGUCGCCUCAUCAUCAGCAGCAGCAACAGCAGCAACAAGAAGCUCCGCCGAAGCUGGACCCUGCACAUCAGACCUUCCUCCGCAGCGCCCCGACCAUCAUGUCGAACCCCCAGGCUGCCAUUCGGCCUGCACCUCACGACCGCAUUCCUAUGAUGGCGCAGAGGACUGCCUCGAUUGAUUCGACAGUCUCCUCUGUGUCCUCCAUGUCGAACCACAGGCCUAUCAAUUCAGGAACCACUAAUGCUUUCAGAGUGUCUCAGGAAUCCCAAGGGCCGCAGGAUGCAGCUGCGCUGAUCGCUGCCGCUGGGUCAGCAGAAGCCGCGUUACAAAAAGUGCUGCAGGAGAAGCAACAGGCAGCUUCGCAUAAUGCUCAAUUAUGGCGACUGGUGGAGAAGCAACGGUCAAUGAUUUUGGGACUGAAUAAGGACCUGGAAAAGUCUUUGAAGGAGAAGGAGCGGUAUCGGCGGAAGCUCAAGGACCAUAUCUCUCAGUCGACUCCUGCGCCCACACUCACUCCUACCGAUGCGCCGACAGUGCAAGGACACUCGAGAGAAACCAGCGAAUCUUUAUCACCCCUUACGCCAAUACCUGCGCCAGUCCGAGACAUCAGCGUGGACACUCUCCAGACAAGCGACGGAUCUGGGUCUGCGUCUAAUAGCAUCGGACGAUCAGACACACCUCAAGAUGCUAUCAAUUCGCACCUGAUGAAUCAGGCGGGGGUUGCGAGCAGUCCGACUGGCAGUCAACAAACUAUACACCACGAUACGAGGCCUGCCACGAUUGACACACGAGCAGCAGCUUUGGCGACCGUCCAACGAACACCGACUGGCACGCCCCCUAUGUCUCUGAAGUCAGCGGAGACUGUGCAUAGCCCCAAGAACAGUAUCAGUCACUCGAAGAAUCAUUCCACGUCUUCCUACCAUAGCAGUCCGCCCGCGUCCGCAACUGGCAACUUCAGCCCAAAGACACGAAAAGCCCCUCCCGCACCCCUCAGACUUGACCCGCCCACGACGAGACCGGAUCCCAGUGUCAAUGACGAUGUGGAAGACGCGUCUGACUCGGAAUACGAAGAAGACCCAGAAAGUGCGAGGUCGGAAUUUGCGGACAGAGGUCGUAGAAAGACGCGCGAGGACGAUGACCGUGAAAGAGAGGUGCUCGCGCAGAAAGAGGCUGAGCAACGCAGUAUGUCAAAAAAGGACAAGAAGAGUAAGAGUCGAGCAGCGGAGGAGUCAUCAAUUGUGGCACAACCUGGUGCGGCUGAGCAUGCAGUAGCAGAGGCCGCCAGGCUGAAUGGACCAUGGUCAGAGCCGAAUCCUUACGAGGUUGUUCACAAUCGAGCCGCAUCGGACUCGCAGUCACGCACGCUGGCUGCACCCUCUGCAAUGCUCAGCCCUGGCUUGCCCAUGAGCCCACGACCUGGUGACAGGCCACCAAAUUCACCAAUGCCCCGUGCUCCUGUCACGCAACUGGCUAAUUCAAUGCCUCUUUCACCACGAGCUGGAGUCGCAGGCCUUCCACUGUCGCCACGUGCUCCUAGAUCAGCGAUACCACUGCCUCCACAAACCCCAAUGGCACUCAUGUCGCCACACCUAGACAGGGCAAAAGCUUAUGCAGCCCAAGCGCCGCACUUCCAAGCUCUCGCUAAUCUAGCUGACCGCAUGAAACCGAUGAAUGGUGGCAGUCCUGAUCAAGGGCGGCCUUCUAUGUCGAGCGACCAGUCCUCGGUACACAGCCCAGGGGAGAUAUACAAGGGCCUCCAGACAGAAGACUACCCGGACUUGCUCCUGCCGCCAAACGCGCUUCCGUCGAUAUAUGUCAAGACGGCUUCAUCACGCAUGGUUCGCUCUCGAGUUAGUAUGCUGGUGUCUAAGGCUGCUGAUGAGAAUCCCGUAUUCACCCUAGCUGUACACGAGCGAUCUCAACACAAGGAGCUCUGGCGAGUUGAAAAGACUUAUCAGGCACUUUCGCAGUUGGACUACGAUAUCAAGGCCCUAUGCCGGAUCAGCGAUCGCAUACCUGAUAAAACGUUGUUCACUGGACACGCUCCCGCCAAGAUCGACGCCAGGCGCAUGGCUCUCAACGUUUACUUCGAACGGACCAUGGACUGUGUGACCGAGGAGAAGGCCGCAAGGAUCUUUUGCAAAUUUUUGUCGACAGAAGCAUUUGCUCCCGAGAAAAGUGACUACUUCACUUCGAACGAGCAGAAUAAACGCCCAGACUCUCCAGCUGUGACGCCGCUGAGACUGAGACCGAACAUGGCAGGAUAUCUGACGAAGCGCGGUAAGAAUUUUGGAGGCUGGAAGGCGCGCUACUUCGUGCUCGACGGCCCCCUCUUCAAGUACUUUGAGGGCCCUGGAGGUGCUCAUCUGGGUUCCAUCAAGCUGCAGAACGCUCAGAUCGGCAAGCAGUCGGCGAACCCGAAUCAGAACGCGCACGACGACGAAGACAACCAAUUCCGCCAUGCGUUCUUGAUUCUGGAGCCGAAAAAGAAGGACUCUAGCGCACUGGUGCGCCAUGUUCUAUGCGCCGAGAGUGAUGCUGAGCGUGAUCAAUGGGUCGAUGCCCUUCUACACUACGUGGACUAUCGAGAAGUCGAAGAUCGUCUGCAGCCUGCCAGGCAAGCUCAAGUGGCCAAGACUGAGCUAGCGGCUCGUAGUCCGAGAUUGCAGAAAUCCAUGGGUGAUCUUCGCACUGCAACAGCUUUCAGUCAGGAUGCUGCUGCAGCUCAGGCGAAAGUGGACCUCCAGUCCGUAGGUUACAACGACACUGUCGCUGGCAAUGCACCGAUCAUGGGGCCCGUUACAUCACGAGGCGGCAGCGACACGCCAUCGCCGCCUCACGACAAGCUUGCAACAGAUCAGUCGUACCCAACCAUAUCGGGCCCGACCAACCUCCAAGUCAUCUCGGACACCGAAAAUUGGGGCAUGAAGGUGCCGCCCACUCCUGGAAAGGAUAAGAAGCGUAGCGUCUUUCAGCUACCGUUCACGAGAGGUCGUGGUUCCUCCGAUCAGGAGCCAAAGGAUGCUGUCAACGAACAUGCAUACUCGACCCGAGCUGUAUUUGGCGCGUCUCUAGCUGACGCCGUGGCAUACUCGCAGCCUGCUGGAGUUGACACUGAGCUGCCGUCCGUCGUAUAUCGGUGCAUUGAGUAUCUGACAGCCAGGCAAGCUGUUGCUGAGGAGGGCAUUUUCCGUCUUUCGGGUUCAAACGUUCUUAUCAAGGCUCUGAAGGAUCGCUUCAAUACCGAGGGUGAUGUCAAUCUGCUUGAAGCUCAUCAAAAUUACGACGUGCACGCCGUGGCAAGCUUAUUGAAGCUGUAUCUGCGAGAACUUCCGGCCAGCAUCCUCACGCGAGAUCUUCAUCUGGACUUCCUGCACUGUUUGGAGUUGCCAGCCGAGGAGAAAGUUCCUGCAUUGAACGUGCUCGUCAACCGAUUGCCAAGACAUAACCGAGCGCUUCUGGAAGCGCUCUCUGCAUUCAUGCUCCUUAUCGUCAAUAAUGUCCUUGUCAACAAGAUGAAUGUCAGAAAUCUUGGACUGGUAUUCUCGCCGACACUCAACCUGCCCGGCCCUCUGAUCUCGUUGUUCGUGGAAGAGCAAUAUAGCAUCUUCCGCAUGCCAGCCGAGCUAGAAGCGUCCAACGCAGCCUCUUUCGGCCACGCCGUGCAAACACCGCCGUCCGAUGACCUCCGAUCUCCACGUCGUCAGAUGUUCCAGGACUUGCCUACACCUGCAUACAACCAGACACAGUUUCAGCCUGGCAGCGGCUCUUCCAACGAUGAUACUGGCAUGAUUCCCAUGCAACCCACAUAUGCGGCCUACCCGUACCAGAUGGCGCCCCAAGGAGACGGCGGCUAUGGUAGUCUCAAUGACGCCCUUCGCUCGCCUACAGUGUAUAGCAGCACGGCAAGCGGGGCACCAUCGCCCCGAGACACUAAGCAGAGAAGACGAGAGAGCACCAUGCUUGCCGUCAGCCGCGAGGGACCGACUAAAAAGCCGAGCCAGUCCCGUUUACGAGAGGAGCAUGGCACCAGUUUCUAGCAGACUGACAUGACUACGUUUCGACAGAUGACCAGGCGAACCCCUGGGCGAUACAGCUACGAUGGCGUGUCGAGAUCAAUGAAGUUCGCUUACGACGACUGAAUAAUAUACCUGUCUGACGUGUCUAAUCAGCCCGCGCCAAGAGCUGCCGAUCGCACCCUAGUGACGUGGCCGUUAGACAGGUCUUAUUUGGCAGUGUUACGAUGGAUGAAUAUACCUUAACUCUGGAAGAAGGACUUGCGAUUGUAAUUUGGCUCCGAGUUUUUGUUUUGGCGACAUUUGCGAUGAAGCAUCAUACCCCCUGUCGUUCUUUGAUAUUUUCAGGUGCAUAAUAGUUUGUCAGAAGCGUUCGAGCGAGGAGCAAGAUGGUGUGCACCAGACUGCUAGAAUUGGCGGCGACUCGAGGUGUGCGAGUGUGUUCAUGGAUCGGAUUUAUUGUACAGGAUGUUAUGGUGGUAUUCUUCUUCCGAAAGAAGAGGUUGCCUGCCCUACGCAGCCUACGGGGCCCGUUAAAACUGUGGACAUAGUCUACCAGAGAAUGCUCCAACACAUCUCCUGUACUCCAUAACGAUCGUCC